AUGGGAGCCCGUGGGAGCUCCCAGGUCGAAUCCGAGCGCCAAACGGGUGACGAUGAUGAUGACGAUUCCUUUUCUGGAGGAAAGGAGUCGCAGCCUCCUCGGUUCUCGCGGUUCUCAGGGGUGUUCCCGUUUCCCCAGAGAUCAAGGGGCGUGAAGAUCCUCUGCAACUCCCGCCCCUGCGUGUGGGUGACCCGAGCUUGUCCCCAGCCACAGGUCUCGGGCACCCUGGCCUGUCUGAGUGGGACGCAGGGUCGGAGGGACGAAAGCCACUCCUUGGAGAACGUCACUCAGCCCCAUGACACAGGAACCCCGUGUUCCUCACUGGGGACAGGCAAGGAGUCCACCUGCCCCAGGAACACUAUCACGGGCCUGAAAGGAACACCCGGGGCUUGUCCAGAAUCAAUGGCCGAGACACGCAGCAGCCAGAGGGUCCUGUACAGCUGGGGACAGAGGGGCCCCCUGGGGAGCGGCACCUGGGCACCCCCUCUUCAAUCCUCGGGCUGUUCUGGGGGUCUCGGGCCGGGUCCCCUGUGGGUUCUGUUCUGUGUCAACCUGCUCACUUUUGCCUGCCACCUGCAGGGCCCCAGGGAAGCUGUCCCUAUGGUGUCCCUGCUGUGCUAA
This is a messenger RNA of Ictidomys tridecemlineatus (thirteen-lined ground squirrel), 621 nucleotides long. The record is from RefSeq and is a predicted model, not a curated record. Lineage: Eukaryota; Metazoa; Chordata; Mammalia; Rodentia; Sciuridae.